UCCGCCUGCGAAACAUUCUAUCCGCCGUUCGUUUAUUUGCGGUUAUCAAUUACUCACCUCGAUGCACAAACUUAUCGCCGCUUGCGUGCUCCUCGCCGGGAUAUGCUUCAUUACUGACAAUGUGAACGCUGGGAUGAACAUGUUCGAUUGGAAAUAUUGGAAGUGCUUUCUGAAGAAAUCAACUGAUUGUCCCGAUAACGACAUUCGUUUCUAUCUGUAUUCGCACGAGUCGGGAACGCGCCGGAAACGCAUUGAUGUUCGGAAUCCCUUGGCGCUCAACAUCGCCGGCUGGAAUCGGACGAAAAACAACGUCAUCAUCAUCCACGGCUUCAACGGUACCGAGAACAAGAGUCCCAUUACGAUCCUUAGAGACGCCUUCCUGACGCGCGACGAUUAUAACGUCUUCACGGUCGAUUGGAAGCCGCUGACGCAAUUCCCGUGCUACCUCUCGUCGCUGUCGAAUACCCGCCUGGUGGGCAAGUGCACGGCGCAGUUUUACGCGUAUAUCAUGGACCAUGGCGGUGCGGCAAGGAAGACGACCUGCGUGGGCCACUCGCUCGGCGCGCACAUUUGCGGCAUCAUAAGUAAUCACCUCGACGUCAAGCAGCAUCGCAUCGUAGGAUUGGAUCCCGCACGCCCGCUGAUUAACGAGUACGCCUCGCAUGUGACCCGUCUCAGUCCCGAGGACGCUUUUCAGGUGCAAGUCAUCCACACGAAUGCUGGUUUCCUCGGCGAGGCACACCAGCGGGGACACGUGGACUUCUGCGUCAACGGUGGUAACUCACAGCCGGGAUGUAAAGGCCACUGGCUGCGUAUCUCGCGAUGCAGCCACUUUCAGAGCGUCUGCUUCUACGCUGCGACCGUGCGGGGCACCCACACGCACAUGGGCCGGCCGUGCUCCUCCGUUUGUCCCAAACAGAGCAAGAACUGGGGCAUGAAGCCCGGGAAAGCUAUUCCUAUGGGAAUUAACACGCCUUUGAGUGCGAAGGGUACUUUUUGCGUCGACACCGGCGUUGCUACCACCAGACACAAUGAGUGUCCAUUUGACAAAAAUUAAUUACGACGAGCAAGACGAGAAAAACUAGUAAAUCGUUAAGACUUAUGUAGAAUUAACGAGCGCUCAUCGCAGCUGGGUUUUAAAAUGUUGAUUCGACUAGUUGCCACUAGGAGGCGCUGUAAGUCUGAUUAUUGAUUUACAACGUCGGGACUAUAAUAUUUUAGUAUUUAUUUGAAUUUAAAAAUAAGUAAAAAUUAAUAUUUAACAUUAUUUAAUAUUAUAAUGUAUAUUAAAUACAAUCUUACAAUAAUAAAAUUUAGUUAAACCUUUAAA
Dalotia coriaria is the source of this 1330-nucleotide messenger RNA. Its product is annotated as phospholipase A1-like. The transcript has 7 exons. Lineage: Eukaryota; Metazoa; Arthropoda; Insecta; Coleoptera; Staphylinidae. The coding region runs from base 62 to 1057 and encodes 331 amino acids. The record is from RefSeq and is a predicted model, not a curated record. Gene Ontology annotation, biological process: lipid catabolic process. Gene Ontology annotation, molecular function: lipase activity.